Messenger RNA from Brassica rapa (field mustard), 7628 nucleotides. Its product is annotated as ninja-family protein AFP3. Lineage: Eukaryota; Viridiplantae; Streptophyta; Magnoliopsida; Brassicales; Brassicaceae. Gene Ontology annotation, biological process: negative regulation of DNA-templated transcription; signal transduction. The record is from RefSeq and is a predicted model, not a curated record. Gene Ontology annotation, cellular component: nucleus.
UGUUGCAGAAAGAAAAACUAUAACAUAACUUUUUUCUAAGAUGGUUUAAAGUUAAUCGUCUACCUAUGAUUGCAAAACUAUAUAUAUGGAGUCAAACAGUUUUUCGAGAAAUGGAACCAAACAUGUUUUGGGGGAGAAAGAUUGCCAAUUUCGAUAGUGGAAGGGCAUUGAUACUGAUUUAGAUAUAAAUGUACGUUCAUUUGUAGUGAUCUGAAAGAGGAUUUGUUAGGAAAUGAAGAAAAGCAUAAAGAGGAAAGUACCUGAGGUAUCCAUGGAAGAAGGAAGGUUGAUUGAUGUUUGCACGAUCUUGUUCCUUAAUAGGUUUGAUAUAUAUAGCGAAAAUAUUAAUUAAUUAAUAGAUAGUAGUAAAACAAACCUUAUUGAAUGAUCAUGAAUUUAAUAUUUCGAAAUUGUUGACAAAAACAAGAAGACUAUUUGAUUUUGUUGAGAUGCAUACAUAAAAAGUUGGAUAUAAUUUUUUUAAUAUAUCUAUAUCAUAUACCAAUUUAUGAUUAGUUUUCACUUUUCAUUUACAUAGUAAAUUAACGGUAAUUAACUCAUUUUCUGUUUUUUUUCUUCACAAAUUGAAAUUUUAUAUAUAUCGAAUAGCAUUACAUCCUUCGUCUAUAAAGCAAGCCAUAGCACAAAGAAAGAUCAUCCCAAAAAAUCGGUUAAUCUAACCUAAUCUCUAUUUCCAGCACCAACAACGUACAUCCCAAAAAACAAACCGACAACAUUAAUUUAAAAUAUAGAUGUGUUUCUUUCAUUAACAAACCACUGGUUUAACCAGCGGGGGUGUCCAGUUACGACAUAAAACUGAGUAAAUCAUAAGUUCUUCACACUCUGUGCAAUGAAAGAGACGCAUCUAACAAAUACAUGCGAUCCAAUCCUUAAUUCCCAUGCCUCAAAGACCUUCAACUCUCUUUAGAUUUCAUUUACCUCAAAUUGAAGAGCUGGCAAUGAGCAGGUUUAUGAAGUGCCUCAACAAAAUCCCCAAAAGUUGAAACAAACCUCACCUUCUUUUUUUUACUCUUCAUGCUUUCUAGAGCCUACAGUAUAACCUGCAAUUUCGCCUCACCUAUAGAUGCUUCUUUAGACUCAUUUUUCCAUUUUACUUAUAAAAAAUGGUACUUAUAUUUAGCGAAAAGGCAUUUUAUGCAUCUAUACAAUAUUUGUGGAAGUUUUGAUUUUUAAAAAAUCCUGAAAGAUCCAAAACAUCUUAUAGUAACUUAAUAUUUUGUUUUCCAUUAACUAUAGGGUUUAUUGGAAAUGUUUAUAUUUAUUUUGUAGUACAGCCUAGAGCAUUUAAACAAAACCAACCCUACGUACUGAUACUAAAAAUAUCAUAUUGUGAAAGGCACAAUGUGGACAAGUCCAUUAGUUACUGGUUUGCAAGGUGUAUAAAUUAAACAACCGAUCUCUCUGAUAACUUCAAUCUCAACGCAAAAAAAAAAUAACGAAAGAAAACAAAACUCUGGUCAUGGUUUUGUUAGUUAACUCUUGUAUGUGGAAAAAAGUGAUUAAUUAUUUAGGUGUGUGCCUGUGUGGUAAGAUUUAUUAUUAUCUGUAGAAAGUAGGCAGCAGUAAUCGGUCUGUAUAAAACAUUCCACGUACAGAAUGAUUGCAGAGAAGUUGGGUUAAAGUUAAGUAUCCUUUGUAUAUAUUUUAACAACAUUGUCACUAAUAUGACAGAAAUUCUGCAUGUUUUAGUUAAGUUGUAUAAUUGUGGCAAUCAAUUCAUAAUAAAGUCCCUUAAUUAAUACAAUUAGUUAGUGGGUAUGACAGAAUGAAUUAUAUUUAGUUAACCGUUUGGAGGAAGAAAGUUUGAAUCAAGUAUUCUUUUAAUUUUUUUCCAUGGUAGACCUUUUGCUAGUGUUUUAAUUUUCUGUUUUUUGAAUGGCAUAGUGUACAUAUCAACCUCAACUAGACAAAUAAGCUUUUUGGCACGAGUUUUUCGUAGCUCGACUUAUGAUAUAACACAAGAAGCUAAGCCUAAUAAGGACUUAUUGAGUCCAUAUAAAUAUGGGUUAUACCUACACAUUUUUUUUGGGUAGAAGGUUACACUUCACAUUAAGUUUGUAUGCAGACAGUCCAUAUAAAUAUGGGUUAUACCUACACAUUUUUUUUGGGUAGAAGGUUACGCUUACACAUUAAGUUUGUAUGCAGUAUGUCUUUCUUUCCUUUGUUCAGGCUUCUGCUUCUCUUCAAUAUUUAGAAUCUUUAUCUAUCGCGGUUAUAGAGAACAUUUGGGUGAGAUUUUCUCCCAUGUUAGUAGAACCCAAUAAUUUCUAAAUAUAUAUUUUCAACAGUCCUCCAUAUUCAUUCUAAGGACUCAAAUCAUUAUUCGAAGAUUUUUUGAUCUUGAGUAUGGGCUCUUGAUCUCUUUGUCUUCUUUUUGGUUAUUUUGUAAGCUAAGUUAUUUUCAUUGUUUUUUUUUUUGGGAUUGUGAUCUUGGUCGAUGGUCUAUGUUGUAUUCCAAUCCAAUUAAUAAAAACGAAAUGAAAAUAAACCAAGAAGAAGAUAAAAUGAGGUUACGCAUAACCAAGUUGUUGUUUGCAGUACCAAACAAUAAAAUUAACAAAUGUUAUUGCGAAAAAAAUAAAAUAAAUAAAUGUUAUUGCGAACGUCUAUAUUUGAUGACCAUAGAAACAGAAGACAAACAUAUAUUUUUGGGCUUAUUAGUGUUUGCUAUAGGUUAAAAAUGAAUCUAGAUCAUAAUGUGUCAUUAUUACUUUCUAAUUAUAUUUAAUUAAAAUCUACCAUUGUUAGCAAGACUAUCAACAUGAUUUAUGUUAUACAUCCAUUUAUACCCACGCUCAAACUUAUAAGCAAAAUACAACAUAAUUUUCAUAUAAAGAUAACUUAAAAUUAAUAUGAAAAUACAACAUAGUUUCGAAACCAGAAAAAUGGUCUGUUUUUGCAAAUUAUUUAGAAGAUAUAAAGAUGCUAAAAAAAAUUCUCUCAUCUCAGAAAUCAUGCAUGUACCACAAACGCAGAAUUCAAAAACGGAUAGUUUAGCAUGCAAUAUCAGGAAACAACCGUUCUUUUAUCGUUCACAUGGAUGCAUAUCUCCCCGAUUUGGUCUAAAGAAUGCGUAUGAAUCUGCUUAAGUUGAUGUCAAAAAAAAUGUAACCAUGUUUUCACAAUUUCAGGAAUAUAUAACAUGGUUAUUACACAUUUCCAUAUUAAUAUGAAUGAUUUGAAGAUUCUAUCAAAGUGAAAAUCAUAAAAGAGAACUAAGAGAAUGAGAUCAUGUUACAAUGUUAUAUUUGCAAGAGGACCUCUUUAAAUACGCCAAAAUCCUAUCACUAGGCCAAUAUUUUGGUGGAUGGGGCUUAUUGUAAUUGUUGUUGUUAUUUUUAAUUAUGUUUUAUCAGCUAGUGAUAAAUCAUUCUAACGAAUGUGUAUUGGGCAUGCUACUAAAUUUCGAGAACAAUGGGGGUAAUAGUCAUGAUUAGACCAUUGAUGUGACUGGCAAGGAUUUAGUCAUAUCUCUACGUAGAGUUGGUGCAUACAAGGUGUAUGGGCAAAAACAAAUAUUAUGCUUUUUAGACCACAAUUAUCGGGGAGAUAUAAAAAGAAUCCUUAACAAAAAAAAAAGUAAAAUAUAGUGUAGACUUCACAGAAAAACAAAAAAUUGGUCACAAAGGUAAUGGAUUAGUGACCGAUCUUGGUCUGUUUCUGGUACUGUUUGCGAGCCCCGUUGAAAUGUGGCGGCCCGCAAUUGGUUCUCUUUUUAAUUUUUUUUUUAAAUCAGCAAAAAAUUAAAUUAAAAUUAAAAAACUCAAAAAGGGUUCCACGGAUAAUGAUGGUUUUAGUAGUUGACGUAAGCUUUAUUGGUAUCUUUUCUAAAAUUUAUUUACCAUUUCAGGAUUCAGUAUGUUAUUUCUUGAAGUUCCUCGCUAUUUUAGCCUAUAGUUGAAGAGAUUACUUAUUUCUAAGUGUGCAUCAAAAUGUUGCCAAUGAAUCAAGACUAAUUCGACAUUGAUAAUGUCUCUAUCACUAAUUAAGCAAUUUGGUGGAUACAUGCAAGAAUCCAAAAUACCAUACGGUGUGAUACUGAAAUGCGAGGUUGUGAAUGUUUCAUGUUUUUUAGUGUAACCAGCUUUUUAUAUUUGAAAUUGUUUAUGCACGUGGUUGUGUUUGUUGGUGACUUGAAACCAGUUAUGGCUGAUAAUGAUUCUUAUCAUUAUACAAACAUGCACAAUGGUGACAAUCAAGUAGUUGUAAGACAUGUACAAGAAAAUGAUUGAAGCACUAAAGAAAUACCAAAAAGUUAACCUCAAUCUUAGCAUUUGAACGUCCCCAAAAGGCUAUUGUAUCACAUAUUCACAUAUCUUGUUUUUUUUUAAAGCGUCUCUAUAGAUGCAGCGCAUUUGACAAUGAUAUUUUUUCAAACCUGAAAAGGAGAGAUAAACUCUGUUAUAAAAGGAUUAUGAGUAAAAUCAGUUAACCACUUCAGUAGUUUCAGCAUUAGCAUAGUUGACACGAUCGUUUCUUGAAAAGCAGCUAAAGAGCAUCCAGAUAAACAAAAUAUUAGUGCAGCACACAUAUGACAUAGACACUCAUCACAUCCAUACUUCCCAAUUGUGUAAUAAGCAAAUGAUGAUCAAACAGCACUAUGAGAUGAUGACCAAACGACACUUGCAGAUGAUGUCCAAAAAAAGAAGAUCAAAUUGUCCCUAGCUCUUCUCUCUACAGCUACCCAAAGAAAAAUAUUUUAUAUAGGCAUGUACUAAAACGUUAGCCCAUUAACUUGAAUUUGUUCUGUAUACUUAUGUCUGUAAAUCCAACACUCGAUAUCUUUGAAUUACCGGUUCCAAUCUUUGUCUUAUGUUUUUAAACAUAAUAAAUCAUAGUUCUUGGGUCGAAGCCUCGAAUUACCAAUAUUAAUUCUUGAAACAACGACGACUAGAAUAAAACACAUAAACAAGUUAUUAAAACGAUUAUAAAAGUUUUUUACUCAAAUUUUCAUCCGUUGGCGUUUAUUCCAUUGACUGAAAAUAGUAACAGUAUACACCAAAAAAUUUGGGUGAAAAUAGAAAACCAUGGUAUAACUUUUUCCCCAGGAUUUAUAAAUCAAAGAAUCUUCCCUUUUCACUUUCCAGGUGCAACUCAUGCAGGUAGGUGGAAGGCUAGGCUGGAACUUUCAUAAAGCAACAUCUUCAAAGUGUACCACGAUUUGAAAGAAGACACGUUUCACCUAGCUCAUCACAAAGUUAUAUACAACCACUUGUAUUCGAUCACGUUGUUAUUAAUCCCGUUACAACGUACCACGUGGAUAGCCAUCCGUCAUAUCAGCUGAGACUAGUCGCAACGUAACAGCGCUUUUCCUGAACUGGUCCGUCUAUAACCUAUUACGCUGUCUUUCCGUUUCACCUCAAGUUUGUGGGACCGUCUUUAACAUAUCCUCACCACGUUUCAGACCAAGAGUAGUGUUCAUGGUCCUGAUUCACGGAGUCAAGAUAUGGAGACGCAAGAAACUGAAAAACCAACGUGUCCUAGUCAACGCCAGCAGGCUCUCAGGGUACACGUGCCAUAUGCAUGUCCAACGUGCUACACGUGGUGGCCUCGGCACUUUCGCUGGUUUGUAUGUAACCAAUGGGAAGUAGAUAGAAACCAACAACGGAAAAUGCAAUUAUGCAAAAGCAUUUAUCGAUAAUCCGAGAUUGUAGCGAUAACAAAGUUUCUUAACCCUUCUCUUAAUUUACAAACUAAUCAUUAAUCAUACGUGUAAUGAAAACCGCUCAUGUCCACUAUCAUCAUCAGACAAGUGUCAUGACAUUGAGGCUUCCCAAUUCUCUUUUUAUUCCAAAAUAGAUGAAAGCUUCAAAAACCUUUAAAAACAACUAUAACAUCUUUCUUCUCAACGUUACACGGUUAUUGAAUCUUCAUCAAUGGCAACAAAGCUUGGAAAAGACGAGGAUGCUGCGGUCGAGCUUGAGCUAUGUCUUUCUCUUGGAGGCCCCUUCAAGAAAGCUCAACCGUUAGAGUUCUGUACGGAAAGCAAACCUAAUAACGCCGUCAGAUGUGUGGAGGAUAUUGACGUUGAUCUUAACGACGGAGCGGUGAGGCAUGAGAUCAAUGAGACGAGGACAAAGGAAACAAGGAAGGAACGGGAAGGGAAGCAGCAGCAGAGAAGCGGAGGAGAAGGAGAGUACAAGAGGAUCAGAACAGAAUGUAAAGAAGUCACUAACGGCGUGGAUCAGUUUGAUUUGAGCUUCAGUGGAUUGGGCAACGGGUACAGGUCGGGUCAAUAUAAGGAAAACAGUAAAGCUGCGACCAUCGGGUCACCCAUUUGCAGCUCGUCCGACGUAUCUGAUCCAAGUGGAAGUUGUGAACUUGGGAUAAAUUCUGACCAAACCAAACCGGUUAAAUCUCCGGUUAACAACAUUACAACCGAUACAAAUGAAGGUCAAGAAGAUGCGGUGGUAGUGGAGACCCAAGAAUGGUCCAGCUCUGUAGCCAAAGAGACAGGGAAGCCUCCAAAGCCGCGUCCCAAGGGUAACGGCAGUAUGCCUCCGUUUGCUCAGAUGCCGUGCGUGACCAGCACCGGUAACGGACCACAGGGCAAAACUGUUAAUGGGUUUCUGCAUCGGUACACAAAAUCAGAGAUCAGUAUAAUAUGUGUCUGCCAUGGAACGUCAUUCUCGCCGGCUGAGUUCAUCAUUCACGCCGGUGGAACCAAUGGGUCGCAUCCGUUAAGGCAUAUAACUGUUGUUCCGUCGAAGUUUUAACUAGCUUUCUUUCGUGGGGUACCUUGUGUUUUGUUUUUUUUUGUAUAUAUUUAGCUGAUGAUCUUUUCUUGAGUUCAAAGGGACUCUUUAUUGGUGAAUAUUGUAGUUCUUAUUUUUCCAUUUCUGGUAUGAUUUACUUUACUAAUUUAGUGCAUUUUUUUGGUUAUGGAGAAAAGCUUAUUUGAAACUAUUCUAUUGCAUUUGCGAGAUAAUUGAAGAGUAAAAAAACUCGGCGAUUAUACUCUUAAAAGACAAAAACAUUCAAUGUAUAAUAAUGGAUUAGUUAUAGUACCAAUGAUAUUAGAGAGAUUCUGAGGUGGACUAUUUUUAUCAGUGACUAGCAUCGUAUAAACACUGUUAAUUUAGACCAUGAUUAAUCCGAAUACCGAAUUUUUUAGGUAUGAUGUUUAACCGAAAAGUGUAAAAAAAAAAAUCAAAUCAUGAAUUAAAAAUUCUAAAUUUAGAACCCGGAUUAAUUAUGCUCUCUGCCUCUCUGGAGAUAUUUAAAAAGAACUGGUAAUUAAGGGCUUGUAACCGUAAGUUGUUUGGAAACGCGGUUUAGCUUAUACAAGGUCCACGUAGGAUAAAGUCUUCAUCGUCAAAUGACCAUUAUACCCAUAAAGUGAAGCCCUAGCGAGACAGAUUGAUUUUAGGACAGCUUAAAGGUUGAAACUUUGAGUGUGGAGGCGAGAUCUCUGAGUUCAAAGUUGUGGUGGAUUUGAUCGUAAAGUUGCCAGAUGAUGAUUUGAAAUAAUUGCGCAAGGGUUAUGAGUUUCAGAAAGAUUGGAGGAUUGAUUACUCUGAUCUGAAUGAACCUGUGACAAAAUCAUUUUCUUCUUCUCGAACUCUGAUGGCAACUGCUGAUCUAUUUUUUAAAAAAGUUUUCAGAUU